Messenger RNA from Parasteatoda tepidariorum (common house spider), 699 nucleotides. It is a transcript of the gene tko, whose product is annotated as 30S ribosomal protein S12 technical knockout. Gene Ontology annotation, biological process: translation. Gene Ontology annotation, cellular component: ribosome; small ribosomal subunit. Gene Ontology annotation, molecular function: structural constituent of ribosome. NCBI's taxonomy places the organism in Eukaryota, Metazoa, Arthropoda, Arachnida, Araneae, Theridiidae. The record is from RefSeq and is a predicted model, not a curated record.
GUAAAAAUGAUUUUUGCUACAGUAUAUCAUUGUUAUAAGGUUGAUUAAAACAGCAUUAUUUUUCAGGUCAAAAUGAAUAAUUUCUUAAAACUUUUGCAACCUCUUAAAAGCCUUUCUGCUGUUUUCUCCUCAACUUAUAAAGGUACUAUUUCCGCUAUUAUGAAACCACCUGUAAUUUCUACUACAAAAUUUUUACAUACACCAGCAAAUACAUUUGCCACUCCUUUGCUUAAAGCAGCUGUUUCCUACACCCAGAUACAAAAAAGACAGUUGUAUAAUUAUAGAAAACCCAGUGAGGAUAAACAACUAUAUUACAUACAUUAUGCUAAACCAAAAAUCAAAACAAAGCGGCGUCAUCCAAUUGACAGUCACCCACAGAUGAAAGGAGUUGUUCUAAAAACAUUAGUCAAAAAGCCAAAGAAACCAAAUUCGGCAAAUAGAAAGUGUGUAUUAGUCCGCCUUUCCAAUGGUAAAGAAGCUACAGCCUAUAUCCCAGGAGAAGGUCACAAUUUACAAGAGCAUAAUGUAGUUCUUGUUCGGUUUGGUCGAGUUAAAGACGUCCCAGGUUUGAGACUAAAAGUUGUUAGAGGCAAAUAUGAUUGCAGCCAUGUUGUGAAAAAAACUAGUACCAUGCGAACAUAAGUUAGUUAUGUUUACAAUCUUUUAUUCUGUAUCAAAAAAUAAAGUUAGUUAACUUUA